AUGACGAACACCGUAAGGUUACAUUCCAAGGGAAUACAUCUUGGUUACAAGCGUAAUCUACGUAACCAGCAGUGUGGCCAGUCACGCCUUCUAAUCGACGGCAUCAAGGAUCGGAUCGCAAGGAUGCCCAGUUCUACAUGUGUAAGCGAGUAG
This is a messenger RNA of Chondrus crispus (carragheen), 153 nucleotides long. RefSeq lists its product as hypothetical. The transcript has a single exon. The coding region runs from base 1 to 153 and encodes 50 amino acids. The record is from RefSeq and is a predicted model, not a curated record. Lineage: Eukaryota; Rhodophyta; Florideophyceae; Gigartinales; Gigartinaceae.